GAGUUUUAUGAUUUGGUGGAAGGACGUCGUUGAAAUAACACUUGUUGAAUACUGUGGGAAAAGCGCCAGUGAGUGUUAACAGUGAGCCUAAACGCGGCAAUUGGGGUGUUUUCGAACGGCUAAGGAUUGUUAGAGAAGUGCUGUUGCAUUAUUUCAAAUUUUCAAGUUCUGUUCAUAUGAUGUUUUAAAGAGAUGGGUGUUUAUCGAGUGGUUAAUUUGGAAUCACUAGGAUAAGGGCAACGAAAUCAGGCAUAACGAAAGCCAGUUAGUAGUCAGACUGCAGUGCAACGGAGUGAAAGUAUUCCGUGAAGCAAACAAAAUCUAAUGCUAUAAUUAUCGAGAUUCGAUGGAAACAUUUCAGGCGUGCAAAAGGGAUGGUCCUUGAUUACAAUUGGAAGUGAGACAGUUUCUAAAUGGACCAACAAAAAACGACUCAUAGUUUGGAUGCUCUGUCAUUAAAAUAACGAUUUGUUCAGUUUAAAAAGUUGGAAUAGUUUAGCGCACAGUGGGGAAUCCGGUCUGUGUGAAUCCUUGAGAGGGACCAGUCGCUGUGCAGUUAAAUUAGCUUCAGCAGCGUGCGGGUGUUGUUAGCAACCGAAAGUUUGUUCAUUCGAUAAACGGCAUUGCCCGAAUCACUGUGAUCCAAGCUAGGAAAGUGUGUAGAAAAGAACUAGUGAAGAUAAAAAACAACUUUUUUCCGGUGGUGGAUAAGUAUCUAGCUGGAAUUAGAUAUUCUUCGUCCUAGGACUUUCGUAAUCAACAUAAAUUAAUCACCAUGAAAGCCACCCUGUGGUUGUGUCCGCUGUUGACAAUGCUGGCUUGCGUUAGUCAACAGGUAUCAUCCGAACCGUUCACGGAUACGAGAAUCCUACAGCCGCAAGACAAUAGUUUAGUUGCUCCAGCAAAGCGGACGAAACCCUCACUGUCGAUAGUAAACCCGCUGGAUGUGCUGCGGCAGCGAAUCAUCCUCGAGAUGGCCCGGAGGCAGAUGCGGGAAAACACCAGACAGGUUGAACGUAACAAAGCUAUUCUACGCGAAAUUGGUAAGCGCAGCCACGGUGAUGCCCGGGAUGAAUACGAGCUUCGUUUCGACCGAGAUCAGCUCUAUUACCAGCAGUUGCCGUUCCUGCAGCGCUACGAUACCGUACCCGUGAGUCGACUUGAUAUCGCGGAAUACGAAAUGGAACCAAAGGAAAAUAGAAAACCAACUGUCGUGAAGAACAGCAGAAGCAAUGACAGCCCAAAGCAGAUUAACCAACGCGAGCAAAUAAGCAGUAAUGCAAAUGGUGAUAGCGGGGCCAUUACACUAGCUCAGGAGCAACGUCAACUUGAGAGGGAACAGCAAAAGCAGCAUGAGGGUGGCACUGUUUCACGCUCCACCGCAAACGCGGGUCCCCAGAAUUUAAGAUACUUGUUCGAACGGGAAAUAUUUCCCAGUGGAGUUUCCGACGGACAGCAUACUGACGAUGAGUACAUUGAAGCGAACAACUUGUUGAGGAAUGAUGACCAGCAGCAACAGGAUGAUAAGCUGAAAAGUGAUGACUAUCGACUUAGAUACCUGUACGGCAUUCAAGAUAAGCUGUUUGGCUAAAUUCCGAGAUCCCAAAAAGUCGAACGAACAACGCAAUCAUCCUACUACUGACCUUAAUCCAAAAACAACAACAUCAACUAAUCAAUAGUAACAGCAAAUGUAAAGCCCAAAUUUCUACGGAAUGCCACUAAGACGGAGAAUGAUGAGAGAAUUCUCUUUUUUCAAAAACAAAAAAAAACAAUAUUCACUUGACUGUUAAUGUUUAGAAACGAAGUAUGGCACUGCUCCAUAGAAGUGUUGAUUUUUUAAAGUAUUGUAUGAAGUAUGCUUUAAAAGAGGUAAUACAACAUAACAUAGUAAUUCAUUGAAUUUUACGCCUUUAUAUUGCUUUCUACCCCGUUGGACAUGUUUUUGUUUCGACCAUUCGUGUAUGCUUGUUCAUUUGUGCUCCUCUGACAAGCGAGUGUCAAAUGUAACACGUACAGUACACUGUACAGUCGCAAUGCUUGGGGUCGACAGAGUUCAAGGUAAGCGCCACAACGUUGGCUGAAGAUAGAACUAAGAAUAUUGGAGCCGUUGCUUCAUUGUUAAUGCAUGAUGUGAUAUCUAUCAAACUGCUUUGACGAGCAGUUUAUAUUAACAACGAUGACACCCAUACCUCUUUAUAGAAUAUUCCAGUUUAUACUGCUCCUUUUUUAUUCCGGUGAGUUUCGAAUGUUAUCCGACCGAAUCCUUCUGCAUCGCACAGAACGAUUAUUCCAAUUCGUGGGAUUUUUUUUCUAUCAUUGAUGGCUGUAGCCAAACAUGAGCCGCUCAUCUGCUUCAGUGACAACCGCAGCAUUCUAAGAAUAUCUCUUUCAAAAAGCAGAUUUGUCAAAUUCAAUUUCACGUAAGCAUUUUCAAUUUUGUUAUCUGAAAGGGGAAAUCUUUCAACAAAAUGUCAUUCAGAAUCAAUUAUGGCAUUUCGAUCAUGAUAUUGGUAAGCCAAAUAUGAUGAAUAUGAUGUUCAAAGGCAGUAUGCACUUACAUUAGCAGAAAUACUGACAAUGUUGCCGAAAACUAUCAUGUUAUAUUUUCCUCACCAUUUGACUUUAUUAUGUUUUAUGUUGAAGUUUAUCUACUAUGUAUUCAACCUAAUUAGGACUCUAAGAAUCUAUUCUUUCUUUCAGUGAAUUGGAAGAAUUCGUUACAAACUAAAUCUUACGACGAUAAUGGAAAAUCACUUUAGGCCAUUUGUUAGUUAUACUUCGUUAGUUCAAGCUCUUUGACUCAGAAUUUUCCCAUUUCAAUACAGUAUCAUUCAGUUUUCAUUGAGCAGCACAGGCUGUCGAUCCAUCUGUCGAUGCUAUGGACCAGGGUAACAUUCAUUGAGCGGAUUGAGCGCGAGACUGAAACGAAAUUACUGUGGAUGCACACUUCUACUCACGCUGUUGCUUGUGUUGGGUGUGUACAUUAAUUGUACCGGUUUUUGUUGUCAAAAUCAUAUGGUUUUUUCAAAGACAUGUUGCAUAGGAGUAUCAUGCAGAAAAUGCUCUAUCUACUACUUCCGCCCAUUCUUCUAAUAAUUUGUGAUUUUCCUGUCUGAAGAAGUCUACUUCUUUCGACUGAAACGCUGGUCUGCAUUGACCGGAACUGCCCUUCCAAGUAGGAUUAAACAACAGAAGCAACAUGAGGUCUAGCGUUGUCAUGUUGACAAAUUAGUUUAUUGUGUCUGUUCACCAAAAUGGUCUGGCUGGUUUUCUUCAAUAGCUUGUUUCAAUGGCAUUAGUUGUCGUCUACGGAUUCCGCCAGCAAUACGUUCACCUGUUUUCAGCAUCUCGGAAUACACCACACCCUUCUGAUCCGACUAGAUACACAACCUAAUAUUGCCAAAAGAAUAUCUCGCUUUGGCUACGAUGGACUUGGUUCCCUCUGCUUCACCCAUCCUUUAUUGCGUUUGGGAUUCUGUAAGCCAGUAUCUGCCGUUUUGAAUCAUUUCCGAUGCUUUUGAUCGUUUUGCAUACGAUUGGGCGAUCUUUGGAAAAAGAUCGAUCUUAACGAAUCGAUUUUCUAAACAGCGUAGGAAUCGAUUCACUGAUUAAAUCGGUACUAAAGAAUCGAUCUUUGCUGGAUCGAAUGUCUUUUUUCCAUUUUAUUUACUUUUGCUAUAUAAGUGAUGUCUUUUCUUUAGACAUGGAUUAAUUAAAUGAAUUGAAUGAAAAUUAUCACUUGAUUUCACCAUCCAAUUUCGUCUCAAUUUCCACUGUGAGUCUGGUGGAUAUGAUGGUGAAUAAAUAACUUGUUUUGUAAUGACCAAACUUACAAAACUACUUCUCCUAAGUUUACGAUCAUUAAUUUGACAAUCUUGGAUGGGAUCCAAUGUUUAUGACAUUUGUCAUGUGGUUUUUGUGAAAUUAAAACCAAUGUUCACUGAAAAACAAAUUAACGAUUUUUCUCGGUCAAAAAGAUCGAUUUUCGCGAUUUUUUAGAGUACAAAGAAUCGAUUAAAAAAACCGGAAAUCGGAAUGGAAAGGAUCGAUCUUCUAAGUAUCAAUCCAAGAUCACCCAAUCCUAGUUUAGCAACAGUUAACCCAUUCAUAUUCAAUGCAGAAACCAAUUCUGAUUGCGUUUGACAUGGUUCUUCAUCUAGGCAUGAUUCCAAUGUUUCAUCUUUUACAUUCUUUAGAGCUUCCGGACGUUCUGCGUCUUCAACAUCAUAAACUACUUUUUUGAAUUGUCUAAACCAGUGGUAGUCAACCUUUUUUCAAAAGGGCCACAAACAGGUGUUAGUUGAACCUCUGCGAAAAAAACUUUCACCUUCAGUUUUCACCGAAGAACGCAGCUCCCGCCACUGAAAAAUACCUCCUUCAUAUCUGGCUUGAAAUGCGCUACACUUGAACGCUACUUCUAACCCGAAAACAAUGCUCGAAAUCACGAAAAUCAAUCGAUCGGAUCGGAAAGAAGUCACCAAUAAGUUUUUCACGAUUUAUAUGUCAUCCUACUAGCGACUAGAUGGCAGUGGCAGCGAGACUUUCCAAAUGGCCUUUCUCAAGGACGAGUGUUUAGUUUCCCAAUUUUGUCCUUUUUUAAGACUAAAACGAAUGAACUGAGAAUGUUUGAGAAUUUGAAAAAUUCUCGAUAAUUCAACACCUACAUCAUUACACCAAUAAAUCCGAACACGCUCCAAAACUCACAAAAGCUCUGUUUCAGCAAAAAAAAUGGAUUCGCUUUUGAUUACUUAGGAUAUUAUUUUAGAAUGCAUCGCUUUCUUUUAAAUAACUCUUUAGUCGAAAGUUUUGUAGCGCUGAAAAGGGUCGAUGGGUUUGCGUGGUUUUAUUUAAAACAGUUGAAGAUGGGUGAUUCACAAUUCAUUCUUGUUCUCACGAGAACAAUACACGAGAUUUGUGUCUUUAUAGCCAAUGCACGUAGCACACUUGGUAUGCACUGAUAAAUUUUUUCUCGAUCAUACUAUCAAGUAGAGCAUGUUCGCUCUACGCUUUAUCAAGUGAAACAUGACUGUUAGUUGCACUGUUUCCGGCAAAUGCUGUUUCCAUUUUCAAUCCGAUAAUCAAUCCGAAAAUGAAUAAUGCAUUAUCCAUUUUCAAUCCGAUAAAAGAAAAAUAAAUACAAAAAAUAUACUCAUAUACAAAUCAAAACAAUGUCAAAUACUGUGUUUGACAGUCUACAAAAAUAUUUUCAUUUUUUUUUUUUUUUUUUUUGUCAUUAUUUUCAAUGAAAUAGCUACUAGUUAUGACAUACAGUGGUAAACGGGUAGAAUCAAUAUACACACCUAAUAGUUCAACUGUUCCGUCGGUAUCAUUGUAUAAUUUGAUACACCAUAGAUUACAAAGUUCCCUGAAAGCCCUGAAUAGAAGCGCUGUCUUGCUGAAAUACAACCGAUCUCUCUAAGUAGGCAACAAAAACAUAUUCCAAAAGUCCAUAAUAGUCACCGGCAGUCACUUUGGUGGAGCUUCAGCAGAACUAUGUUAACAUAUUACCACAACUAUCGAAGAUACAGCUCAACUUAACGCGAAAAAAAUGGUCAUAAAACUUCAAGCCAUACGCAAAACGCAUCAAAUUUAACUUAAAAAAAAUAGAAAAACAAAACCACUCACAUAAAUAAGAUUUUCCGUUUUUCCUUCUGCAUUUUCUCGCAAAUUUGAGCUCGGUGAAGAAAGGAACUAAAAAAUGAAAACUAUAACCGUGUUAUAUGUCAGAAAGCGCGUGAAAUUGCUCAUUGAAGAUAUUGCUAAUUUUUUGCACGAAUAUAAUCUGAUUCAAAGAGUUAUCGUGUAAAAUGACUGUAUCAGAACAGAAAUCCCUUUUAAAUACUAUCUGAAUUGCAAUAAACCUGAGACAAGACUAGACAAAAGAGUGGUCGCUUCCAGACCAGUUUUCGGACCUGCUGCUGUUUGGUCAAUUCUGAAGGGUUGCCAAUAAUAUUUGAAAAUACAUUUCUGCAUAACGUACUCAUAGUGCGUAUGCUCAAACUUCUCUCAAACUCUCAAAUUAGGCACUGUAGAUUAUUGCUACAGUGCGAAGGGAGUUCAACGACAGUCACAUAUGGUUUGUCUGAGCCUUUUCGGUAAACAUCAAAUUCUUCGUGUGCGAAGAAUACCCUUCAAUAAUGUGCACUCUUUCAUCGGUUGGAUAUAUUCCAAAAAAUGUCAUGUAACCACUUGAAUAACCUGCAAAUAUUGUUCUUUAAGAGGGGCCUCUUUUCACAACUGACCAGUUUUCCUCAAUUUUCCUUAGUUCCAGAGUAUUGGCCGGAUUCAUGUCCUUGGGAAUCAACCUCAUGCUGCUCCAGAAAAUUAGUAGUCUCUUCCGUAGGCAGUACUCCUGGGAAAAUUACUGGUUCACGGUUCCAGAUGUAAUGGAAGAUUGGAUUUUCAGAUUGCUUGCCAGACAGGGAACUUUUAUGAGUUUUUCGACUUCUUCUGGUCCAGUAAUAUAAUCUUGUCUAGGAUUAUGAUCGGAAACCGCCAGGCAGUACGUUUCGUAGUCCAUAAUCACGCAAUAAUAUUUUGUUAACACAUUUUUAUACGGUUCUCUCAAGUUCUUCUUUGCCUCCAAAUUUUGCUUUGCAUUCCGGUCCGCUCCGAUGGAACCAUGAUGUAAAAAAAUGAACUUCGGCACUGUACACAAAUUACGCAACGCCAAAAAUUCGGAUUUUGGACCCUUCCUCCCCCUUACGUAACGCAAUUCCUAUCUCACACAGACAGUAAGUAACGCGACCUCGACCAACCUCCCUCCUCCCCUACUCGCGCUACGUAAUUUAUGCACGACGCCUUAUCCUGACAACCAAUGCCUACUAUACGCUCGCAGCUCUUGUAAUUCUUUACACUAUUAGGUUAAUUGAAAAAAACAAACUCAAAUAUUCACCCAUAUUGUGGCAAUCGAUCGGAUUUGAAAUUCGGUCGAGAUCGCCUUUUGCAUUCUACAAAUGGUAACAUUAUUCAUUUAUUUAUUUAUUCAACAAUACUUGUCUAUGAGCCUUCGGCUCUUAAAGACUGGCUAGCUUAACUAACAAUAUUUUGGUAUUUUUCAAUUCAAAACGUUAAUCAAUAAAUAAGGUACAUAUACAUUUUAACAAAACCGUACAAUUGUGAUCGAAAUUGACAAAAACAAAAAUAAUACUCAAACAUUCGGAAACUGCUGCUGGUAACAUUACAUCGUCCUGAACCUUUGUCCAACUAUUUCUCAUUGAAUUUCUCAAAUUUUCGCUAAAUUUGAUCAUUAUAAUAUAAAAUCAUUAUCAGACACAAUUUCAGUCCAAUUUUUCUCUACCACGUGCAGGAAAUGUGCUACUCUAUUACAUAGAAUACAUAUUUGAUACUGAAAAGUUUAUUUUCAUAAUUUCUAUCCCAAAAGUGUGUUUAUUCCACCCGGAAGUUUCAUUACAAUUUACGAUACGACGCUCAAUAUCGCCAAUGUCGAAUUGCGCCAUAAAGUUGCCACAUUUACCGGUCGAACGGGUUCCAGAAGGCAAAAGUGCUUUCCAUUCGGGUAAUUCUGGCUAGAUCUGGUUCUAGAAUGAGUGUGAAUGUCCUCAUGGCAGCGUAUUUCAUGUGUAAGGACUUUUUCAUGUUCAACCUUUUCAGUGCAAUUGUACUGUCGGUAAAAUGUUUAUAAAGAUGCCAUCAACACGUUUGUUAGAUUCUCCUAUGUAAUUCUCAAAUAGAUCGAAACACUUUGUUUUUGGAAUCACAAAUGUUAUUCCCGUCCAACAAGUACCAUAAGUUAUGGUCCAUAAUAAUGGACUGAUAUAAUGCAGAUGAUUUCAAAGUUCUAUUUUAAUUUUUGUUUUGAAAAUUGAGAAUAACUUUUUUGUUAAAAAGCGGUAAUGCGGUUGUCGUGUUCUGAUGUUUACGUUGAUAUCAUCACAUAAGAAUACGGCCGUUGCUACUCAGUAUUCUAUCACUUCCCAAGUACUAUUCACCAACUUAUCACAGAAAUGAAACAACCAAUUUGCAGUACAAAUAAUAAGCUCACAACAAACUUUUUGCUCGUUCCGACUAUUCACUGCACAAAGAUCAGUGCCCCUCGUGCAAACAACAGAAGACGAAGGUACUGGUAAUGAUGUCGUAAAACGGCGCGAACUUUGUCAUUCCUCAGAAAGGGUUCGGCGUUUCGAGGGAAUCUCCAUUGUUGUUUCCUUUCUAACGGCUUGAUAUAUGCAAAUUGUUUCUAAUGGCACAUACUCUUGCGACAUGUUGGAAAAGUUCCACUUUGUAUUUAAGUUAGCCAGAUAAUUCUGGAUUAUAACUUUACGAAAUCCAACGAUAGAACGGAUCAAAAUGUAUAUAACAUUGCUUAUCAAUCGGUCUGCUGAUUUCUAUGAUUGCUUACAGAUAAAGGGUAUACCUCAUUCUUUACUCAUAUAUACGAGCAUUGUAACCAUGGAUGUCUUUCCUUUCUUCAUUCGCAGUCGAUAGAUGAAUCUUAUAAAUUUAAAAACUCAUUUAUCAUUGGUAGAAGAAAAACAUCUGUAUAUUUUAUCAAUAUAAGUACUAUGGAAACGAUGAACAAUAAAGACACAUAAAAUGAUAAGAAACAGAUACAGUCUACUAGCCGCGAAUGAAAUGUACUCAUAUAUAUGUGGAUAAACGCGCGCCCUCUGUCGGCUCUGAGUCAUAAGCAACUGUAUAUGAUGCCAAUAAUUCAGUGAAAUGAACACAGUGUAAGUGAAAUGAUAAGUUAAAUUGACAGGGACAAAUAACCACACAGCUGUUUGUUGUUGCUCAACGCUUCCUAAACUUCAUGUCCUUAUUGAUUGAAAGUGUAUAAUGGAGGAGAUUGGUGAAUGCUGGCCCAUUCAAUAUAGACUAAAACAACGUUCAAAUUAUUACAACAACAAAAAUAAAUCACUACAAAUACAUCUAAACAUCUAACACACAUGAAGGUUGGAAUGGUUUGGUAUUCCGAGAAACAAUGAAUAUUUGUAAUCAUGCAAUGUGACUUGAACAAUUACCAGCGUGGCCCUCUGUCGUGUAUAAAUGAUUCCCAAUGUUUGCGAGAAAAUUAGUUGAAAACUAUAAAAGAAAACAAACAGAACAUCGCAUAAAUCGAUGGUGAAUUACUAAAUAUAUCAUACCUUAUUAUACUUGUUGGAAACUUGUGACAGCUACAAUGUGCUAACUAAAUCGUACUAAUGAACAAAACUACAAAAAUCAGAAUUGAGAUGAAGAAUCCGAACUGUAUAUACAUUAAACGUAUUGAAGAAUAAUAAACUAUUUAAUUUUUAA
This is a messenger RNA of Toxorhynchites rutilus septentrionalis, 9258 nucleotides long. RefSeq lists its product as uncharacterized. The record is from RefSeq and is a predicted model, not a curated record. Gene Ontology annotation, molecular function: hormone activity. Gene Ontology annotation, cellular component: extracellular region. The coding region runs from base 776 to 1591 and encodes 271 amino acids. The transcript has 4 exons. NCBI's taxonomy places the organism in Eukaryota, Metazoa, Arthropoda, Insecta, Diptera, Culicidae.